AUGUUUUGCAAGUCCUGCUUUAGCCUGGUAUCCAGUCUGAUCGUGGUUGGGGCUGCAAGAGCUCUGUCACGCCCGCCUCACAUAGGUUUUCCGGUCUAUUCAAACGGCAAUUCAGAAGCAGCAACAGGAGCCACGUCGAGUGAUCUCCCUGCCGAAAUCAGCCGCGACUUCCUUGAGUGUUCGAUCUGUUGCGAGAUCUUUAAGAAACCCAAGAUCCUCAUCCCCUGUCUGCACACCUUCUGUGUGCUGUGUCUUAAAGAAUGGGUGAAGAUGAACGAAGACGACUCAACUUUUCCUUGCCCUUAUUGUUGCCAACAAGUUGCCUUCCCCGAAAAUGGCAUCGCAGGCCUGAAAGAUAACUUCUUCAUGGAGAGUUUAGUAGCAACCUUGGCUGAUUCAAACAACAGUCGGCAUACUACUAAAGAUCUGGCCAAAAGCCAGCACUCUAAAGAUCCACCUUAUACCCAGCAUACUAAAGAUGAAAACACCCAACGUACUAAAGAUCCAGUUAACACUCGGCACACUAAAGAUCCAGCCAACACACAUGCUGAAGUUUCAGGCAUCCACUGCACAAACUAUGACGAAGGAGAGCCAGCCUCCUCUAAGUGUUCAAAGAGCACCAAGUCUGUCGGUACUAACUGCAAAAAAGUGCAUCGCGUUUCCAAGGCAAGCAAGUGUCCCACGCUCUUCACUUCUGAGGAACAGAAGACGGGAAAGCAUGACGGCGUCUCCAGUGCCAAGAAUAUAGCUCCGCAGUGCUCCAAACACCCAGGUGAAUUCCUGAAGCUUUACUGUAGGAGCUGCGAGACUCCGAUAUGUAACGAAUGCGCCCUGUUCGAACAUCGGGACUUGCUACACAACUACGCACGCAUAGAAGAGGUGGCCACGGAGAGAAGAGAGCUUAUCCUAGACCUCACACCACAGUGCCAGCCCCGGAUACAAUUCUACCACCAGACCAAGAAAGUGCAGAAGCGCAUGUUGCAGUACCUCUUAGAAAAUGCAGAGGGUGCUCGUGAGAACGUGCGCAGUAACGGACAAUCACUUAUCUUGAUGGUGGAGGCGGAAAGGGAUAGACUUCUGGGCUGUAUCAACGCAGACGUAGCGCGCAGAAAGAAGCACAUAGAAGCAAAGAUAGACAGAGCACAGGUCAGUCUCGCAAGCGCCAAGAGCACACGUGAGUCUGCAGAGACUCUAGCUCGAGAUGGCUGCGACUUCGAAGUUGUAUCGUACUCGCCUAAGAUGAUGCAGAUAUUGAGCAUCCUGGCUAAGCCGCCGUUUGAAACGGUGGACUUUGAGUCAGCAGAUGUUACCAUCGAUUACUCUGCUCUGAAGAAAAAGUUGGCAGAAAACAGUCCCGCGAAUAAGAAGUAUACCCUGUCGAAGGAACAGAGGCAGAGAUCUUGGAUAGGUCCAAGGAAACAUGCAGGGGAAAACAAGAAACAUGUGGCAAAGGGACACAGCAAAGAAACAGACCACCAGAAGACACCAAAGAGCCGUGAUCACACCUGCUCCAUCUGCCUGACAGUUCCAGCUCAGCCAGUGUAUCUUCCCUGCAGAGACCGUCAGGGCUGCGAAGCAACGUUCUGCAGAAAGUGUCUAGCCAAGCAUGGUUCCGAUCGUUGCCCAGUCUGCUUUGCUAGUUUCGUGCACAAACUGGUGGGCAACCAGCCUGAGGGAAGCAUGAACGUGUCGGUGAGCAGCCACAUCACUCUGCAAGGCUAUGAACAGUGUGAAGUCAUCAUCAUUGACUUUGUGUUUGCGGACGGAAUUCAGGACAGGCCAGAACAUCCAAAUCCAGGGAAACAUUACCAAGGUCUGAGGUACCGGGCGUACCGCCUGUAUAACACCGAGGGGAGGGGGGUGAUGUGUCUACAGUCAGAUACCUUCCUCAGAGCUUCUGACUGGACUUCUUCCUGCCACAGAGUUCUAUAUGUAGCCAAAGAAGUAAGAAGCAUCACUCCAAGCGGAGACUCUUAA
Messenger RNA from Branchiostoma belcheri (Belcher's lancelet), 1977 nucleotides. Its product is annotated as E3 ubiquitin-protein ligase TRIM56-like. Lineage: Eukaryota; Metazoa; Chordata; Leptocardii; Amphioxiformes; Branchiostomatidae. The transcript is spliced from 4 exons. Gene Ontology annotation, cellular component: chromatin; nucleoplasm. Gene Ontology annotation, molecular function: ubiquitin-protein transferase activity; zinc ion binding. Gene Ontology annotation, biological process: positive regulation of DNA-templated transcription. The record is from RefSeq and is a predicted model, not a curated record. Bases 1 to 1977 code for a protein of 658 amino acids.